AUGGAGGUGACGCAGGACAACUUCGACGCCGAGGUUCUGCAGGCGGACAAGCCGGUUCUAGCGAAGUUCUGGGCGAACUGGUGCGGCCCGUGCAAGCUCAUCGACCCCCUCGUGAAGCAGAUCGAGGAGUCGUACAGCGGCAACCUCAAGGUGGUGAGCGUCGAGGUGGACUCGAACCCGGAGCUCACGGAGAAGUACGACGUGUACGGCCUGCCGACCCUGAUGCUGUUCCGGGGGGGGGAGUUCGUCGAGGGUACAAAACACGAGGGGGCCAUUUCCAAGGACAAGAUCUCGGCGUACCUCGAGUCGCACGGCAUCCCCGCGGCCUAA
Messenger RNA from Pedinophyceae sp. YPF-701, 330 nucleotides. Lineage: Eukaryota; Viridiplantae; Chlorophyta; Pedinophyceae. The record is from the annotation of a GenBank genome assembly.